UGGAGUUGCUAUAAACUUUGUAAACAAUCAACAUGAAGUUACUCUUUGCUGCUUUUAUAAGUGCUGUAUUUUGUACAGUAUAUGGUCUGAAAUGCCAUGUUGGAUAUAGUGUGAAUCCACAUCAAAUCAAGACAACUGAUUGCUCUAUAAUAAUGAACAGAUGCUUACUUUUGAAAUUUUCAUUGUCAAUUGAAACUGCCGGUAAUGUUAAUAUCAAUGUGGAAGAAGGAAGAUGCUGGAACGAACUGUUGUCAAAAGAUGUAUUGUGUCCAACAGUGAAGAAUGUGACGGAUCUUAUUAAAUCAUGCAAUGCAACUGUGUGUGACACUGAUGAAUGCAAUGUAAUCAGCGGACAAUGUCCAUCUGCUGCUGUUGUUACUGGACCAAAUCUCCUCGUGCUGUUUGUCACUUUCAUCAUUUUAAUGACAAGUUUGAAAGUCUUCUAAAUACCUGUGGCGUACGAGCACGCGUGCAAAACAUGUAAAGUUUGCCUUGUAGCUUCUUUGAUUGUUUAAUUUUUUAAGAAAAGUUUUUGAAUGA
This is a messenger RNA of Hydractinia symbiolongicarpus, 540 nucleotides long. RefSeq lists its product as uncharacterized. NCBI's taxonomy places the organism in Eukaryota, Metazoa, Cnidaria, Hydrozoa, Anthoathecata, Hydractiniidae. The coding region runs from base 33 to 446 and encodes 137 amino acids. The record is from RefSeq and is a predicted model, not a curated record. The transcript has 3 exons.